Molecule: messenger RNA, 1756 nt
Organism: Armigeres subalbatus
Lineage: Eukaryota; Metazoa; Arthropoda; Insecta; Diptera; Culicidae
Product: clavesin-1-like
Exons: 3
Coding region: 412-1284 (290 amino acids)
Cellular component (GO): membrane
Molecular function (GO): phosphatidylinositol bisphosphate binding
Source: RefSeq, a predicted model, not a curated record
GCUGGGAGUGCUUUGGUUCGAUUGAUGAUCGAGUGUGUGAUUGUUAGGGCAACGGGAUGUGGCUCAGAGGAACGCAAUGUGCAAAUCAGUACGAGCUGGAAACUCUAAUUUUGAAAUAGAAAAACACAUGAGUUUCCCAUCCAUCGGCUUGGUGACGAAUGUUGCGAAUCAGCGACUUAUUAUCAGAGGCAAGAGGCGUUUCUUGGCUAUUGAUAGGAGCCCCGUCUCGGCUGCCUUACGAGCUGUAAUUCAUAGAAGUGUAACGCUAUCACGUUCAGUCUUGCACUUGACGCGUCGCGAAUCGGACCACCUCACCCACCUGAAUUGAUAACCGAAAGCAGUGGUUUCGGAUUUUUUUUAAAUUGGUUGCAACUGUGUUUCUUGCUCUGCUAGAGAAGCCGAGAAAGGAAAAUGAGCCUCGAACCUUUUGAUAUUGAUACGUCCGAACCGACGCCGGAACUGUUGGAAGCUGCUCAUCGGGAGUUGCGCGAGACUCCGGAACUGAGAGCUGCGGCGAUUGAGGAACUUCGGCGGUUGCUGCAUAACGCAACCGACCUGCACUAUCGCGAUGAUGACGACUUUUUGUUGAUUUUCCUCAGACCGUGCCAUUUCUAUCCGGAAAGUGCGUUGAAAAUGAUGCGACGCAUUGCCGAUUUCAAGAAGACCAACCACCCCCUCAUGCACAAUCUGUUCCCGAUAGAUGAGAAAAUUUCCUUCACCGACCACCAAAUCGUCAACGUGCUGACCAACAAGGAUCACAAAGGGCGCCGGGUGCUGAUUAUGAACUGCGGCAAAGCGUGGGAUCCGAAGCAGGUCAACGCCGAGAAAAUGUUCCGACUAUUCUUCCUGGUCCACUUGGUCGCCCAGCUGGAACCGUCCACACAGAUCAACGGCGUUGUCAUUAUCAUGGACUUUGAUGGACUCUCGCUGAAGCAGGUCCGCGCUCUCUCGCCAUCGUUCUCGAAACUCCUCCUCACGUUUAUCCAGGAGGCGGUCCCACUUCGCAUGAAGGAGGUCCACAUCAUUAAGCAGCCAUACGUUUUCAACAUGGUGUGGGCACUUUUCAAGCCAUUCAUCGGCGAGAAAUUGAGGAAACGACUCGAAUUCCACGGGAGUGAUAUGAAGAAGCUGCACAAAUACAUCAGCCCGGACUGCCUGCCCAAGAAUUACGGAGGAACUUUGCCGGCGAUCAAUUAUGGGUCCACCGAUUGGUAUCCGUGUAUUGAAAAAUACGUUGACCACAUUGCCAAGUGGAACACCUACGGCUACGCAAAUAGUCCCUAAGAUAUUACGUGAAGUGUUAAUAAUUCCACUACUCCGUUGACGGCAUAGGCUGGAAGCGAAACUUGCCUUAGGUGAUAUUAGUUCAAUUGUUGAAGUUUUCUUUAGUGCGUAUAACAGAGGUGGAAUGGAAGCAGUAGACGUUUGACAGCUGCAAGACAUUUAAACUGCAAAUACUUUUAUCUACACUUUUCAAAGCAAUCGAAUGUACUUCAGUAGCAUUUGAUGUCGACUGAUAAUCGUUUGACGUCAAAAAUGCAUUGCAGUUAUCAACUAGCUGAUAUAACAAAAAACCAAAGUGAGGAAUGUGUUGUUGUCUACUUAGAGUGUUGAACCUGCUUUCUAGGAAUAAUUUGGUUUCUAUAGCUAAGAUAUUAUUUAUUUGUUAAGUGUUCCUGAUAAGAGUAAUAUAGUCUGAGAAGAUUAGAAGCAAACUUUUAUAAAUUUACGUCAAAUAAAAGUUAUGUAUAUCAAA